CUUGCUUGUACGGCGCAGGACGAAGGAGAUCAUCCGAUGCACAUUCACGUGAGCAACACGUCUGGCUUUACUCUGACCACGCGAAAAGUGUGACAAUCUCGACCUUGCUUUCGCUGACGCUAUGCGGACUCUCCGACAGGGCUACGUCCCCCAACUAUUAGGCACAGGUGCCGGCUUCUUCAGCUACGAUCAACCGUCUCUAGAUUUACAGCAAGACUUUCCAAAUCCGAUGAGACGAGACGUGUGGACCGUGCCUGGCUUCAGCUGGACAGUCAUUAGGCUCACCUUGGAUCUCCCUGGCCUAUGGACGUUGUGAGUCCCUGUGCCAAAACUGUCGGGAUGGCACCCUGACCGGCCGACAAACGUCGCUCAUCUGUCCCCGCCCAAUUCACCUCCCAAUCACACAGUCAUUGCCACCUGCGCGAGCA
Ceraceosorus guamensis is the source of this 428-nucleotide messenger RNA. RefSeq lists its product as hypothetical. NCBI's taxonomy places the organism in Eukaryota, Fungi, Basidiomycota, Exobasidiomycetes, Ceraceosorales, Ceraceosoraceae. The transcript has a single exon. Gene Ontology annotation, molecular function: oxidoreductase activity; copper ion binding. Bases 122 to 316 code for a protein of 64 amino acids. The record is from RefSeq and is a predicted model, not a curated record.